AUGAGUCGUAAGCAGUUAUUGAUUUUUUUCCAGAUGCGAAGCCAACCAGUGAAUUGGUUUUUCCUCGUCCUUUCCCUCAGUGAUCUCACCGUACUUAUCGCCUCUUUCUUCGUUUUCUCAGUUCCCGUUUAUGCCGAAGUUGCUGAUGAUGUUGACAUGGCGCGAAACUCGGCCGUUUUGAUCGUGUGGUUCUAUCCGUUAGCGCAGACUGGGCUCACCAUGUCCGUGUAUUUGACGGUGUUGGUUUCCGUGCAUCGAUUUCUGGGAGUUUGUCAUCCAUUUUUGGUGAGUUUUCCAAGAUUGUCAGGCUUUAAAAAUCAAUAA
Molecule: messenger RNA, 324 nt
Organism: Cylicostephanus goldi
Lineage: Eukaryota; Metazoa; Nematoda; Chromadorea; Rhabditida; Strongylidae
Source: the annotation of a GenBank genome assembly